AUGGGCAGUAAGAUGGCGGCUGCCACUAGAGUCGUUCAGGUAGUCAAGCCACAUACUCCGUUAAUUAAGUUUCCAGACAGAAAAAGUAGUCCCAAACCUAAAAUACAGGAAUCUCUACAAGCAAGUAUGCCAUCUCUCGAUGCUUCAAAAGCACAGGAGUCUGUAGGAGGCAGAUUACCAGCAUUUCAAAAUAUUUCACCUGUUAGUGGAGUACAAGGUAUACCAGACACUUCUGAAUUAGCAAGAACCUUACCUCAAAAAUACAGAAGGAAACUUAUGUCAGAGGAAGAGAUUGAAUAUAUUCAACGUGGAGGUCCAGAAUAAGUAUGGAAGAUAGUUUGUUUGCCACUGUUGAAGAAUGAAGUAUUGUACUCGCAAUAAAGGCAUUUCCUUAAUAUUAUGAUUGUAUACUAAUAGCUUUAAUAAAAACCCAUAUGAAGGGUGAGAAGGUUGACACAACACACUAUAUAUUAAUUUGUGAUUGAGAAAGCCAUCAACAGAAAAUCUAACUAGCAUUUGAUGUCCACACCAUUAAAAUAUAUUUCUAAUUAGCCAUUUGCAAACUUGCCA
Messenger RNA from Gymnogyps californianus (California condor), 570 nucleotides. It is a transcript of the gene KGD4, whose product is annotated as mitochondrial ribosomal protein S36. The record is from RefSeq and is a predicted model, not a curated record. Bases 1 to 324 code for a protein of 107 amino acids. Gene Ontology annotation, biological process: 2-oxoglutarate metabolic process. Lineage: Eukaryota; Metazoa; Chordata; Aves; Accipitriformes; Cathartidae. The transcript is spliced from 4 exons.